AUGUCUAGAGCGUCGCUGCGGCGGGAUGGUCGUGGGCAUCGAGAGAUGCGUGGAAAGGAGCUGCGGACCUCCGAGCUUACGCAGUUUGACGGCUCUGCCUGGUAUUCGCAGGGUCUCACCACUGUCGUUGCCGCCGUCAACGGACCCGUGGCGGCGCGGCAAGAGGACUAUCGCAAAUGCGGUGUGCAAGUUUAUGUCAAUCGCGCCGUUCGCAUACCGCGCGCCGGCGGGACAGAUCGGCUCUGCGUGGAGGAACAACGUGUGGAGCAGCGGCGCAUGGAUGCAGAAGUGGAGAUGUUUCUUACCGCUUCCAUUCAAGCCGUGGUGCGACUGGAUCAGUUCCCGCGCUGCGUGCUCGAAGUUCACGUCACCAUUUUGGCGGACGAUGGCGCCCUUCUUUCUGUGGCGACAAAUGCACUCAUGUGCGCGCUCCUGGAUGCUGGUGUUCCCUGCCGCACGACAGUUGCCGCCGUAAGCAUCGUCGCACUUACACCGGAGGACGGUUCUCCAGUAACCGCUCCAACAACAACAACAACGACAACGGCAGCACCGGAGGCAUCUUCUUUGUUGUCGUCCUCUUUGCCGUUGGCGCUUUUGCUUGACCCAACACGUGUAGAGGAGGGAGGCGACGGGGUGCGCACAUGCGCCACAGCCACAUUUGUGCUUUCGAACUCCGCGGAUGGCAGCAAUAAUAGCAGUGGUGGCGUGUUGGUGAGUCAGCUGCAGACGUGUCCGCGGUCUUCGAUGCAUGGCGGAAGAAUGUCGUCCAAGGAUCUUGUAGGCAUGGUUGCAUUGGCAGAACGAGCGGCUGUCUCAAUAUUUUCGUUUUUUCGCAAAUGCAACGUGCCUCUGGAAUAA
Trypanosoma cruzi is the source of this 858-nucleotide messenger RNA. RefSeq names its product ribosomal RNA processing protein 41B, putative. NCBI's taxonomy places the organism in Eukaryota, Euglenozoa, Kinetoplastea, Trypanosomatida, Trypanosomatidae. The record is from RefSeq and is a predicted model, not a curated record. The transcript has a single exon. Gene Ontology annotation, biological process: rRNA catabolic process; U4 snRNA 3'-end processing; nuclear mRNA surveillance. Gene Ontology annotation, cellular component: nucleolus; cytoplasmic exosome (RNase complex); nuclear exosome (RNase complex). The coding region runs from base 1 to 858 and encodes 285 amino acids.